Messenger RNA from Plodia interpunctella (Indianmeal moth), 1829 nucleotides. Its product is annotated as cytochrome P450 4C1-like. The transcript is spliced from 11 exons. Lineage: Eukaryota; Metazoa; Arthropoda; Insecta; Lepidoptera; Pyralidae. The coding region runs from base 170 to 1681 and encodes 503 amino acids. Gene Ontology annotation, molecular function: heme binding; monooxygenase activity; iron ion binding. The record is from RefSeq and is a predicted model, not a curated record.
UUAUUAUUUUGAAAGAAUUGAAAAGUCCAUAGUGAUUACACUUAAAACUUCAAAUUUUUAUGUCAUAAAGAGUUUCACGUUAUUGUGUAAAAUAUAUUGACUGAACCAAUAAUUAUAAUCUCCAAGUGGUGGCAUCUCUUGCAUGGUUUAAACAAUGGUAUAGUUCAGCAUGAUCUGGUAUUUCCUAGUCCUGGGCUUCUUAGCAGUGGUGUCGGCGUUGUGGUUGCGCUGGAGGUACAAGAACAGACGGUUACUGGCCAUGGCGGAGAAGAUUGUUGGUCCGCCCACAGUGCCUCUGCUCGGGAACGCUCUCAUGUUCAUGUGCGAGAGUCAAGAACAAGUCGUCGUUAUAAGAGACCUAAUGCAAAUGUACGGAGAUAUCUUGCGUUUCUGGCUGGGUCCAGACCUAUGUGUGCUCUUGAGCAACCCAGACGACCUAAAGACAUUAUUAAGCAACUCUAAAAUCAGCAUAAAGGGUCCACAAUACAAGUACAUGGCUGACGUCCUCGGAGGAGGAAUAUUGAGCGGCUCGGGUCCAACAUGGCGAAAGCAUCGCAAGAUAGCAACCCCGAACUACGGGAAGCGAGCAAUAGAGAGUUACGGGUACGUGUUCAACAAGGAAGUGGACGGUCUGAUGAAGAAGUUCAGAUCCUUCCCAGAAGGGAGGGCCUUUAACGUCUAUCAGUACAUAGUGCAGAGCACCAGUUAUGCUGUGUGCCAAACGCUUAUGGGUUUGACUAAGGAACAAACGAUGUGUUUGCCUUAUUUACAAAGCCUUAUAGACAAAUCUCCCAGGAUGUACGAUAUUUGUUAUGAUAGAAUGACAAGAUGGUACCUUCAAAUCGACCCGAUCUUUUGGCUGUCCAGAGCCAAUAGGGACCUGAAGGAGUUCCUAAGUAUGAUGACACCAUUCAGCCGAGCCAUAGUAACCCAUCGCAGGGAGAGACUCAAAACUGUACGAGACAGCCAAGACCUGAUGAAUAGUGAGAAGGACGAGUCGAUUAAUACCACGUUGAGUGUUAUCGAUAGAUUUAUUCUGUCCCAGGAGUUGGAUGACGAUGAGCUUUUUACGGAGACCUUUACUGUUUUUACCUCAAGUCAAGAAGCUUCAGCUAAAAUAGCUUCAUAUAUUAUAUUGAUGAUGGCGUACCACCCAGAAUGUCAGGACAAAUUAUUCGAUGAAAUAAAGCGCGUGGUCGGCGACAAUGAUAGAGAGGUCACUGACGAGGAUUUCAAAAUCAUGCCCUAUCUGGAGAUGGUCUUCAAGGAGACCAUCAGACUGUUCCCGAUCGGCGCCAUCUUGCAGAGGACUGUACCGGAAGACACAGUCAUAAAAUCCGGGGUUUUGCCAGCGGGCUGCUCGCUGGUCAUCCCCAUCUUCCACCUGCACCGCGACCCUCGCUUCUGGGAGAACCCCGAGGACUUCGACCCCGAGAGGUUCAGUCCAGAGAACAGUAAACUGCGGCACCCUAACUGCUAUAUACCAUUCAGUUUGGGUCCCAUGGACUGUUUGGGUCGUUACUUCGGAACCAAGUUGGUGAAGACCGUCUGUACUCGCAUACUGCGCGAGUUCGAAGUGUCCUCCCCGCAGACCUACCAGGACCUCAAAGUUACUAUAUCCAUAUCCGUAAUGUCGAUCACGGGAUACCCGGUCAUGUUGAAACGGAGAAACUUUAAAUAAUUAUGAUUUUGUUUUUUAUAACAUUGGUUUUUAUAAAUGGUCAUAAAGGGCGAAUGGGUAUAAUUAAUUGGAUGUUAUUGUUAUUACUUUGAUUAAAACUAAUGUGAGAAAUAGACAUUGUAAGGGCCAUGUCCCAUUGUUCGAGUCG